Molecule: messenger RNA, 2627 nt
Organism: Vitis riparia (riverbank grape)
Lineage: Eukaryota; Viridiplantae; Streptophyta; Magnoliopsida; Vitales; Vitaceae
Product: cAMP-regulated phosphoprotein 21-like
Exons: 6
Coding region: 238-1656 (472 amino acids)
Molecular function (GO): nucleic acid binding
Source: RefSeq, a predicted model, not a curated record
CGCCCGACAUCAGACGACCCCAAACCCUAUCUCCCCCUUCGUGUCUCUAGGCUCUCCAGGACACUCUCUUUCAUCGCUUUCGUGCCCUAAUCAACCUCUCAUUCCAAACCCUAACCCUAAUCUAACUCUAACUCCCAAUUCAUGAAAAUUCACGCCCAUUCACCUGCGAUUCCUCUCUCCACCCUGGAAUCUCUUUGAUGCUAUCCUUCACACGCAAGCCCUAGAUAUUCCCCAGCCAUGGAGGGCUCUGCGGACGAUCUCGGAGCCCCUGAGUCCUGGGAGGUCGCUGAUUUGGACGAGAGCAUGAGCAGAUUGAUGCUCUCCUCUUCAUCCGCCAAGAAAGAUUCCUCUUCCUCUUCCUCUUUCGAUGCCUCGGUACCAGCUUCAGCUUCAGCUUCUGCUUCUGCUCCGGCUUUGUCGUCUUCGUCGGUGCCGGUUGGUUCCGGGAUGAUUUCUGAGGACUCUGUCAACCAAGUGGAUCAGUUUCUUCGUGAGGCUCUGCAGAAUCCGCGUGAGCGGCUGUCAAUUCUAAGGAUGGAGCAAGACAUCGAGAAGUUCAUUCAUGAUCCUACACAACAGCAACUAGAGUUUCAACAGUUGCCUACCUCCUAUCUACGGUUGGCUGCGCACCGUGUGGCUCAGCAUUACUCACUGCAGUCAAUGGUUUUAUUGGACAAUAAUUUACCUGAUGGAUCUGGUUCCAAAAUUAUUGUUCGCAAAACUUCUGAGUGUCGGCUUCCUCUGAUUCGCCUGGCAGACAUCCCUGUAAGCUUACCACCAGAAGAUGGUGGUGUCAUUAAGGUUGCAAUCAAACAGAGGCCUCAGAAACGAUCGCAAAAUGUCAGUUGUGCAAAUUCACAUUCUUUUAAGGCAAAUAAUUCCAAAAGUGUAGAAGAACGAAAAGAGGAGUAUAACAGAGCUCGUGCACGGAUAUUUAACUCUAGUAGUUUUAGUGGUACUGGUGGGGGGAAACCUGAAUGUGAACCAAGGAUGCAGGAUACUUUCCAGCAUGGUUCUGUGAGUUUACCGAAAAUGGAAGACAAACCUGUUGCUGGAAGUUCUGAUGUCAAUAUUUGCAGGGGUUUGGUUGAUUCUUCUACAAGUAGCAAUAGAUCAGCUAGAAGUAGGGCAGAAAAGGAGCCAAUUGGUAGGUACAAACCAAAUAAUAGGGUGGCUAUCUUUCGGGACCGUGAGAUUGACCGUAAGGAUCCUGAUUAUGACAGGAGCUAUGAUAGGUACCUGCAAAGAUUUGAUCCUGGAUUUGGGUUCAAUGGAGGACCUUACACUAUACAGCCUAUGUACACUCCUGCAUUGAACUACAAUACUGAAUUCCCACAACUUGGAUCAGCUCAUAGGCCUCAAAUUUCUACUGAACACCAACCUCGGCCACUUCCCCAACAUUUAUCUGGUCCAUGGCCUGCACCAUCAACUCCUACAGGAAUUGGGUAUGGUCAUCCAGAGACCAUGAUGUCACCAUUUAAUCCCAAUCAUGUUGGUGCACGCUCCACAUCUACCCUAUAUCUUCCUUCUUCUCAGUAUCCUUGUCAACGUCCUGGAAUGCCUUUCAUCCAUCCUCAUGAACAUGUUCACCAACCUUUUUCACAGUCUCAUCAACAGCAACCUGAUACAAGUUUUGGAUUAGCCCGGCCCCGGUAAGGGGCAUGGGCCAUGCCUGCACCCUGCCAGCUGAAACUCAAGCUUGAAAUAUGACAGCCUGCUACAAUGAUAUCUGUGGUGGUGUAUGUCAUCUCAUUUUGGCAGGAGUGCAGGCAUAGAAAACCGAGGUGGACUGGAGUGACACAUCAAUCUCAUGGAUGUCCUCUAUCAUCCAUUCGAUGAGCCCCUCGGUUCAAUAUGAGGCUUCUUGCAUCUUCAAUGCUGAAGCUCACUGGGAUUGCAGUCCCAUUGUUUGGACAAGCUAUUUGGAAGCUUGUUAUUUCACUGACGAUGAUGAAGAAUGAAAAUUGGAAAAGAAUUAGCAGAGCUGGACAUGUGCAGCAUUGGUUCAGAUGGAGUGUCGUAUAGAGAGAGCCCAAGGGAAAAUAUCAGUCAGUAUUGUUGUUGGCGGGGAAAGAUAUGGUGCACAGCCGAUUCCUUUGAAGAAGGCUCUGAUCUGAUCAUCACUCUCCAUGCUUUAGUAGAACAUUUUCUGUGCUGAAAUAAUUAAAGUGAACCACAUAUAUUUGUACCAUAUGAAACACCUGCUUCUGGGGUAGCGGUCUAUGGUGGUCGUAAAGCUCUCGGUCCAGAGUGAGAGUGGGAGUUAUGGUGUGUAGUAAGUUGAUGGUGGCUCGUUCAGUACUGCCCUGUUGCUUGUCUAGUGAUGUUUUGAUAUUCACCAUGUUUGUGGGCAGGGUAGCCACUGUCAUGUAGUAUCUUGUUCAUUUGUUUUCUAAAGAAAGGUCCAAAGGGAUGGGAUUGGUUGGGCGUAGGCACAAAGCUUUGUAUGUAAAGGGGGUGGGGUCCAUAAUGAGGAUUGAUGACAAGGGAAGGCAUUGAUCCAUUUGGAGAUGGCUUGCACUUGCAGAGAUCAGAGAGAAGAUGCUUCUUGUCUUUGGCCGAAGGCACCCUCACCCAUAACGCAGCAUUGGCAGUUGCUACUAAGCCAACUACAGGUUUAUUCACAA